Molecule: messenger RNA, 1180 nt
Organism: Octopus sinensis (East Asian common octopus)
Lineage: Eukaryota; Metazoa; Mollusca; Cephalopoda; Octopoda; Octopodidae
Product: mitotic spindle assembly checkpoint protein MAD2B
Exons: 7
Coding region: 120-770 (216 amino acids)
Cellular component (GO): zeta DNA polymerase complex
Source: RefSeq, a predicted model, not a curated record
CUCCCGAUUUUUAAACAACUUUAGUGAUGGCGCUGUAAUUGAAAAUAAAGUUGCUGUGAAGUUAACCAACAUUAAUUAUUCUAACAUUUGGUCGUGUCUCGACAGGACACGAUUGAAGUAUGAGUUCAGAAGCGACUCUAAGUUCCACGAGCAAGGUUCAAGUAGCUGCAGAUAUUGUCACAGAGUUCCUGGAAGUUGCCAUCCAUUGCAUUCUUCAUCACCGAGAUCUUUACCCUGCAGGAGUGUUUGAGGCACGAAAGAAGUACAAUGUCCCCGUGCAGAUGUGUCUUCAUCCCGAUGUCAUCCAGUACAUUACCAAUAUUCUUGAAAGUAUCAAAUUACUGUUGGAAGCACAGGAAGUUAACCGAGUAGGACUGGUCAUUCUUGACUCCAAACAGACCCCGAUAGAACGUUUUGUCUUUGAAAUUGCUUAUCCUUCCCUCUUAUCAGGCUUUGGUUGUGAUAUUCUACUGACUGAGUUGGAGCAAUCCCUAAGGGCAUUCCUGUUGAAGAUAAAUGUCUGUGAUGCACUGCUGAAACCUCUUCCUCAAGAUGUCACCUGGGUUAUCCAUAUUCAUACCUGUGACUCUGCCAUGUUAAGACUGGAAGAAAAACAGAUUCUAAAGAAUUUUCCUUGGAUUGAAGCUGAAGAAAAACAGAAAAACAUGUCCAAUUCGUCGCUGGUGCCAAUGAAGACUGUGAAUUCAGAUAUUGUGAAGAUGCAAUUAUUUGUUGAGGAGAGUUCUUUGAAACGGAAGCUGGACACUUGAUGAAUAAAUACCAAGAGAAUUGUAUUUUCUCUUCAAACAGAAGAAAGACCAUUUGCCGAUGUGUGUGUGUGUGUGUGUUGUUGUUGUUGUUGGGAUAGCGUCUUUGUACAAAAGCUUUGUCAUUGGAUAACACAUGCUUGUUGUUGUUGUUGCUGUUGUUAAAGUGUGAUUUCAAAAAAAAAAAAAAAGAGAGAAACAAAAGAAGCCCCCUCCCCUCCAAACUGACCAUUUAUCACAGUAAUCAGUGAAAUCAUUUUAGUCUGGGACUAAAUCACUUCGAAGCCGUCUUCUGUGAGAGAACAAACUAGAAACCUCAUUAAUUAUGCCAUGUUGAUCAGACGUGUUACCAAAGUAAGUGUCUGUAUAUAUUCGUGUACCUAAAUAACAUAAAUGUACUUUGAUUUUAUCCA